AUGAAGCGCGACUACACCGUCAAGCAUGUGGCGUCGAAUCGGCACCUGCCCAAGCUCGAGCGUCCCCUGCUGCAGAAGAAGCACUCGGUGCCAUCGAUCUGCCUCACACCGAUCGAAGCCAUGUCGUCCAAGGAGGCGCAGCUAUCAGCUCGCCACGUCUGCCAUCGCACGCCGAGCCACUUUGAAAACAUCGUCAAGUCGAACACGUGGGUGCUCAAGAACGCGCUAGCGUCCGAGUCGGCCCGUCCGAUCCGAGAGCUCCACGUCCGGUUCGCCCGCGCGUAUGCGAGUUACAGGCUCCAGCAGUACGCCAACGCGCUGGCGGAUUUUUCCCACUGCAUCGACAUUGAACCGGCAUGGCAUUUGGCGCAUUAUAACCGAGGCUGCACGUACUACCAAAUCGGGCGGCUGGACGAUGCAAUCCACGACAUUACGAAAGCCAUCAAGUUUGAUCCAAAAAACAAAGUGUACUUGGAAAGCCGAGCUACGCUCUUGCGCGAACGGGGACACUUCAAAGAGGCCAUCGAGGACUACCACCGCAUCGACGCCCUCAUGUUGCGUGGCGAGGACGGAGAUCCCGUCGAUGACAGGGACCGCGCCUCGUCCUUGGCCGCACGGACGACUUUACCGUCGCCCAGAUCGCCUGCCCCGGGCAACCCGCCGUCAUCGUCGCCAUCGAUACCCCCGACGCACCCCCCACCGAUGCAUCGCCGAUAUAGCACGAUGGGGCGCAUCGUGUUGGCUGAAGACGGGCUGCAUCCUUCGCUCGCGUCACUGCUGCAGCUGCCUCGCGACGAACGGACGACCGUUGACGUUGUCAACGCCCUUCCCGUCGCGAAAUCGUGGAGAUUCUUUCAGCAGCAGCCCGAGAGCGUCAUCGUGGCGUUUUUGAUGGCCGCGAACAUCGAGAGCUUUGCUCCACGCAGCGCCAUCUUUCGCCAAGGGGACGAAGCGGACACGUGUUACAUUCUACUGACGGGCAGCGUCGCCGUGAGCGUCGAAAUGUUUGAGAAUGGCACGAUCGCGUCGAAAAAAGUGUGCACGUUGCUCCCUGGCGAUGGAUUUGGCGAGCCAAGAGACAUACCAGGACCCCGACGCGCCACAGUCAUGGCGUUGAGUAAAGUGCACUGCCUUGCCGUGCGCCAUGCAUUGUAUCAACACGCCAUGCGCGAUCACAUGAAAUCCGUAUACGAAGACAAGUGCCAGAUUCUCCGACAGUGCCGCGUGUUUGAAUCGUGUUCGUCGGACGUGGUCGCGCGCCUGGCACAACUCUCUAGUGUUCUCCUCUUUGAGCCAUUUCGAACGAUUCUCAAAGCUGGCGAACUCGUCGACAAGUUGUUUGUGAUCAAGCGAGGCGUGUGCCACGUCACGAAAUCGCUCGCGUUGGAUCCAGGCCCCAAAGUGCCCGAGGCCAAGCGACCAAGCACGGUCGCAGGACACAAGAAAAAGCACGACGACGGGUCGUGGGUCGUCGACAACGGAUGGCAGCUCACAAAUCCUCGCUUGCGAAAUGAAUUUCUCGACAUGAGUACCGAGCACGCAACGUCCAGCACCACCGUCAACGUGACUGUGGCAACGUUGACAACCGGGCAGGUCUUCGGCGAGGUGUGCGUGCUCCGUCCAAAUCAGCCGUCAGCGAUCAGCGUCACGUCGGCCACGAUGGUCGAAGUGCUCGAGCUCACCCAAGAAGGGCUUGCUCAAAUCAACCUCAAGUUCAACAGCCGCACGAUGAAUGCCCUGCAAGACUCGUUCCUGUUUCACAACCCGCCGACCCCGAAAAUCGCCCAAUUGUACAAAGAACGCGAGCGGUGGCAGCACGACAAGGCCGACAUUAUUCGAGACGUCGUGCAGCGCGGCAAGCACUCGGGCCUCGUCAAGCGGGGCAUCGAAACCACCGCGCAGCACGACGAGCAGUCGUCGUUUUACCACAACCACUUGUAACCUCGUGGAGCCUGCACACAUGUCUUUGCCUGUCAAACGGCCCUCCCACAACGGCGGCGGCCAUGCCACGCGUGACAUGCACAUUCCAACGCGUGUCGAGUCGGAAUCAUGCGUCCCGCAUCAAGAGGUUGAAUCCAACACAGCGCGUGAGAAAAGUAUUUAGACUUGAACGGCGCCACAGGCUCGGACUUUGACAAACACGUCGAUUUCAUGAAUCAAAGCACGGCGGUGGGUGGGACGGUCGCAUCGUGCGACGGGUUCGUUCGUGGUGGUGCUCCCAGUGAUCUUCGGGGGUCUGCAGCUCGUCGAGAGGAAUCAAGACCACGCGCUUCAUCGACGUCGCUGACACGAGAAUGCACCACGUCAUGAAUGUGAAUGGCCACGAUAGCGCAGGGAGGCCGACGGGUCCAAACGCUCCGAUCGUGGUGCUCAUGAGCAACGUCGACCCAAGAAUGCCCACAGCGACCAACAUGUUGGGGUGGACGCCGUUCGCCAAGACGAAGAAUCCACCCAGCGCGAUCGCACACAACGCGCCAUUAAAUCCAUACAGACCGAGGUAGAUUUGUUCCGGCGGCGCGCCGACCGCCACCGCCAUGAACGUCCCCACUGUGGACCCGACCGCGGCAUAAAACGCCGAGAUCGGCGAGCACAGGGCAAUGCCAACCACCAUGGCCAGCCCGACGUACCACUCGGACGCCAAGCAGCAUUGCGCCACCCCUGUCCAUAAACAUUCGUUAUACACGACCGCAGCGACCAUGAAGUAAGCCAGUCCAAGCGGGAAACAUAUUGCACGUACCCGAUGCCACUGCGACCUGAACUUUGGCCAUGUCGUACGAUCUGGCCGUCGCGACGGCGGCGG
Aphanomyces invadans is the source of this 2800-nucleotide messenger RNA. RefSeq lists its product as hypothetical. Gene Ontology annotation, molecular function: protein binding. The record is from RefSeq and is a predicted model, not a curated record. The transcript has 15 exons. NCBI's taxonomy places the organism in Eukaryota, Oomycota, Saprolegniomycetes, Saprolegniales, Verrucalvaceae. The coding region runs from base 1 to 1941 and encodes 646 amino acids.